Chiloscyllium plagiosum (whitespotted bambooshark) is the source of this 1117-nucleotide messenger RNA. RefSeq names its product retbindin (gene rtbdn). The record is from RefSeq and is a predicted model, not a curated record. Gene Ontology annotation, molecular function: riboflavin binding; signaling receptor activity; riboflavin transmembrane transporter activity. NCBI's taxonomy places the organism in Eukaryota, Metazoa, Chordata, Chondrichthyes, Orectolobiformes, Hemiscylliidae. Gene Ontology annotation, cellular component: external side of plasma membrane.
UGCAUCUCAGCUCCUCCCUCAGCCCCUGAUGCAUCACUGUGGUAGUGAGAGCAGGCAGCGAGAGAUGCUGGCGGGAGACGCUAAGACUAGGUAGAGUGCUUCCCGUGAACUGACAGACGCACACCCCGUCCGAGUUGAGCCAGAGGCAGUGAUCAUCUUCCAGUGUCCUCCCCACCCACAAGUCGGACAGAGACCCAACACCUGGGAAAGCGGCUGUGAUUCGCAGGUACCGGCAACGUUAGAACGGGCGAUAAUUUAGCCGAGUCAACGCAAGUGCCAAAAUGCUGCCAUUGAUUGCUGUUAUUUUGUUGUGUGGGACUGUUAGACACCUGGAAGCAACCUGCCCAGUAACUGGAAGCCACAAAGCUGCCCCGAGCCCUGAGCCAGAUCUCCAUGACUGUCCGUUAUAUUCAAAGAAUGCUUGCUGCACAGCGAACAUAAAGGAUAAAGUGAAUACUUCACCAGAGGCUGUGUCCUGGAACCAAUGUGGACGCUUGAGCACAAAGUGCGAGCAAUUCUUCAACCAGUUGUCGUGUUUCUAUCGCUGCUCCCCAGAUGUUACAAUUUGGGCAAGCCCAAGGCAUUCCAAUUCUCUUCUGAAUGUACCUCUCUGUCAGGGCUUUUGUGACCAAUGGUACAAAGCAUGUGAGAAUGAUCAGACCUGCAUUCGGGACUGGAAUGCAGAUUUGAAAAGGUCAAAUCGUACUCGGGGCAUCUGCACCUCGGACUGUAUUCCUUUCAGUAAGAUGUACAAGAACGGAAAAGAUCUGUGUGAGAGCAUAUCUGGAAGUUCUUUCAAGGUCAGAUCCUGUAAUUGCCUGAACAUGGACGAGAAUGACGAGGAGGUGAUUAAAACCCUGAUGCAGGAGGAUAGCACCAAGGCUGGUAUUAAUGGGGAGCUCCCAUGCAAAGAGAAGCGCAGCACUCGGAACAAGCUGAGGCGCUCCAUCCGCACGCAUUCACUUUUCGUGGAAGACAUCGAUGGCAGUGGAAGCGGGUUCCCGACGACCGAUUAGUUAAAACUACGGUUGCUGUCUCUCUUUUGUUUUGCAUAGUUGCUGCUCCUGUUAAAACCUACUCCUUGCUGUAUUUACAUUGAUAAAUAUUCCAGAGUUAA